Messenger RNA from Exaiptasia diaphana, 2476 nucleotides. RefSeq names its product SEC14-like protein 2. The coding region runs from base 472 to 1713 and encodes 413 amino acids. Gene Ontology annotation, cellular component: cytoplasm. The record is from RefSeq and is a predicted model, not a curated record. The transcript has 16 exons. NCBI's taxonomy places the organism in Eukaryota, Metazoa, Cnidaria, Anthozoa, Actiniaria, Aiptasiidae.
AUUGAACCAAAAAACUAGUUUUAUUCAUGUUUCUACUAAAAGCUUUAAAUUUUCCAUCGAAGAGUUAACAGUAGAGAUUCGAUUCAAWUUUUUUUGUCUCAUGCAGGAUUACGUGGGUUCAAUUCAUCACUGAAACAGCUGUUUGUCGAAAUCGAGCUGUGCGCAUUUUAAACGAGAUUUCAUCUUGUAAUUUUUCUYUCYCUUCCUUAAAACUUCAUUUCCGAGUAUCUUUAUGAGCCACGUGUUACAGAUAUUACUUCUUCCUGUUUUGAAGUGUAAAUUUUAAUUCAGUAAUCCAGUCGCUUGUGCUAAUUUUUGGUUUGAUAAGAUAUUGUACUAAAUUAUCUAUGCAUAUACCUUGGCUUAGGCUUUGGGGUGUAAUUGCACAACUCCGAAACCUAUUUACUAGUUAAUGAAUUAUAUACGGCUACCACAAGAGAUGCGAAAGCGGAUGAGAAAAUCUCAAAUGAUAUGAGUGGGCAGKUUGGAGACUUGAGUUCUAGCCAGCAACUUGCCUUGGAUCAGUUUAAAGAGAAUAUUUCUGACCUUCUUCAACCUCACCAUGAUGAUUACUUCUUAYURCGAUGGCUGAGAGCUAGAAAUUUUAACCUGGAAAAAACAGAAUUUAUGAUAAGGGAGAGUUUUAAAGUUAGAGAAAGUCUUGAGUUGGAUACAAUAGUAGACACAUACAAUAUACCAGAGGUUUUDCAGAAAUACUAUCCAGGAGGAUUUUUUGGAUAUGACAGAGAAGGAGUUCCUGUUUUUAUUGAUCCUGUUGGACAAAUUGACUUUAAAGGUCUACUAGCAUCUGUAAGAAAGGAAGAGGUUAUCAAGUUUAAAGCUUACACUGGAGAAUAUGGUUUAUAUCUUGCACAUGAACAAACUAAAAAGACUGGAAGAAGAAUUGAACAGUUGGUAAUUGUGAUGGAUGUAGAAGGACUUGGAAUGAAACACCUUUGGAAACCUGGUGUUAUGACAUUUAACGAUGUUGCAACCUUUUAUGAAGAUAACUUUCCAGAGGUUAUGAAGAGYAUAUUUGUUAUAAAAGCUCCCAAGCUGUUUCCUGUAGCAUAUGCAUUGGUGAAACCAUUCCUCAGCGAGGAAACAAAAAAUAAAGUGCGAAUUCUAGGAGACGACUGGAAGCGAGAAUUACAGGAAUACAUCUCAGCCGAUAAUCUUCCUGUCYAUUAUGGCGGAACCUGUACAGAUGCCGACGGCAACCCACGCUGUCUAUCAAGAAUUUGCUAUGGUGGGGAAGUACCCGAAMACUACUUCAUGUCACAAGUUGGGUCAAAAAUGUCUCAAUGUUAUCAGAAUGGAAUUGUUAAACGGGGCGGCACAUUUAAACUACAGUAUGAUGUGGAAAUUCCUGGAAGCGUAAUAAGCUGGGAGUUCAAAUCAGAGGAUCAUGACAUUGGUUUCGGAGUUUACUUUUCUGGGAAAACAGAAGAAAAGUACAGACGGAGAGAAAUGACUGAACUGGUCCCAACUCGACGUCUUGACUGUCAUCUCUUUCCUGAGCAAGGUUCAUUCACGUGUGAAAAACGAGGAACUUAUAUACUUCGAUUUGACAACACUUAUAGUUGGACACGRAACAAAAAGAUUAUGUUUUAUUCUGAACUAAUGGAACCCGAAUCGCAAGAUCUCUCGACGAAUGAUGAAAAUGGURCAACACAACCUCCGUCAGAACCUGACCUACUUCCAAUUGAUUAAUUUAUAUUCUAAAAAGGGUUUUUAGCGCGCGCUCGGAUUCGCUUGGCGCUCAAAAAGACUUUAUAGUUAGUAAAUGUUGCGAGUCUUUGUACUGAAAGAAAUUUUAUAGCUUUUGAUGUUKAAAUUUCACAUUUCUUAUUCACAGCUAGCUGACUGGCAAUCAAUUUCAAURUUUAUAUAGGUAACAGUGCUAUUAAAAGUGCAAGCACUAGAACAAUGAAAAACCUUUGUAAUCAAAUAGUGCUAAAUUGUACCGAAUUAUUCGCUUUUUGACACUAUUUAAUUUGGUGAGCGUUUUUUCGCCUUUUUAGUAUUUGCAUUCAAGUACUCAUGUUAUGACGUAUUUUAACUGUUUUAAAAGGUAAGAAAUCGUUUCAAAUGUCUACAAAUUCAUACAAUUUUGACAAGGCGAAUUUUGCAUGAAAAUCAAAUGCCUGACUUGAAAGAUAAAACUUAUUUAACAAUGUGAGAACGAGAAAGAUUCAGUUUUCAUAAGGUACAUUAUUGUCCGUAUAUUCUUCACCUAAACAUUCAUAAAAUAUUUCUUCUACUCGGGGUUAUUUCAGAAGAAAAAGGCACUUUUCAGAAAAAAACACUAUCUCUAUACAGCCAUUUUAUAGAAAAAUGAGCUGUGAGACCGUGUAAAAAGAAAACCUUUAUUUUUUUUCUUUAUUUGAUACAAUAAUUUAUGUUUUUUCUUAAUUUAUUUAUUAAUAAUUUAUCAGUAAAAUAAUAUAUUAUAAAUAGAUUUAGCAUUAAUUUA